AUGAGUAGACCUAAUCAAGCUAUUGAACAAGAAGAUGAAACAAAACCCCUUUGGAGAUAUUUUACAAAGAUAAGAAAAACUCCUGGUGGUGGAAAUUAUAUGGUCAACUGUACUUUGUGUGAUUUUGAAUUUAAUGGAUCUUACACUCGAGUGAGAGCUCAUCUCUUAAAUAUUAAGGGAGAAGGGGUUAGAGUUUGUCCAAAAGUGAAUCCGACAAAACUUGCUGAGCUUAAAAGAUUGGAUAAUGAAGCAACUUUGAAAAUUGAAAAUUCAAAGAAGAAAAAGGUCUCUCUACCACAUGUAUCUGUGGAAAGAAAGCAGACAAGCAGUGGUGGUGUUCACCAAAAACUCAAAGGUCCUUUAGAAGCUUCUUUCAACAUUCAAGCUAGAGAUGCUCUUGAUUGUGAAAUUGCAAGGAUGUUUUAUUCUUCAGGAUUACCAUUUCAUCUCGCAAGAAGUCCUUAUUAUAGGAGUGCCUUUUCUUACGCUGCCAAUACUUCUAACCUUAGUGGAUAUGUACCACCAUCAUAUAAUAAAUUGAGAGGUCCACUACUUCAUAAAGAAAGAGCUCAUGUAGAAAAUCUUCUACAACCUAUAAAGAAUUCAUGGAAGCCAAAAGGUGUGACAAUUGUUAGCGAUGGAUGGAGCGACCCUCAAAGAAGACCUCUUAUCAAUUUUAUGGCUAUCAAUGAGAGUGGACCAAUGUUUUUGAAAGCAAUAGAUGGAUCUGGUGAGACAAAAGACAAGGAUUUUAUUGCCAAACACAUGAGAGAUGUAAUUAUGGAAGUUGGACCACAAAACGUGGUACAAAUUAUCACAGACAAUGCAGCAGUAUGUAAGGCAGCAGGUAUGAUCAUACAAUCGGAAUUUUCUUCAAUAUAUUGGACUCCUUGUGUAGUGCACACCUUGAAUCUUGCAUUGAAAAAUAUUUGUGCGGCAAAAAAUACAGAAAGAAAUAGUGAUCUUUAUGAAGAAUUUUAUUGGAUCUCAGCGAUUGCUGAUGAUGCUACAUUUAUUAAAAACUUCAUUAUGGGGCACUCUAUGAGAUUAUCAAUGUUUAAUAACUUCAAUUCAUUGAAGUUUCUUUCUGUUGCUCCAACGAGAUUUGCUUCAACCAUCAUCAUGCUUAAAAGAUUUAGAACCUUGAAAAGAGGACUCCAAGAGAUGGUAAUUAGUAAUGAAUGGUCUGAUUACAAAGAGGAUAAUGUUGAUAAUGCACGAACAGUCAAAGAAACUUUAUUGAAUGAUAAUUGGUGGAUGAAGGUUGACUAUAUACUUGCUUUUACUGCCCCUAUUUAUGAUGUUAUCAGAAAAACAGAUACGGAUAUGGCUACUCUUCAUUUAGUGUAUGAGAUGUGGGAUUCAAUGAUUGAAGAUGUGAGGAAGAUCAUAUACCAACAUGAAGGAAAGGCACAAGUUGAACAUUCAUCUUUUUUUGAGGCAGUAAACUCAGUAUUAAUUGAUCGUUGGACUAAGAGUAGCACAUCUCUUCAUUGUCUUGCUCAUUCUUUAAAUCCAAGAUAUUAUAGUGAUGAAUGGUUAAGUGAAGAUUCACAAAGAGUUGCCCCACAUGAAGAUGCAGAACUUACUCAUGAAAGGAAAAAAUGUUUUAUGAAGUACUUUGAUGAUGUGGAUGUAAGGAGAUAA
Messenger RNA from Vigna unguiculata (cowpea), 1647 nucleotides. RefSeq lists its product as uncharacterized. The record is from RefSeq and is a predicted model, not a curated record. NCBI's taxonomy places the organism in Eukaryota, Viridiplantae, Streptophyta, Magnoliopsida, Fabales, Fabaceae.